This is a messenger RNA of Phytophthora sojae, 174 nucleotides long. RefSeq lists its product as hypothetical. NCBI's taxonomy places the organism in Eukaryota, Oomycota, Peronosporomycetes, Peronosporales, Peronosporaceae. Bases 1 to 174 code for a protein of 57 amino acids. The transcript is spliced from 2 exons. The record is from RefSeq and is a predicted model, not a curated record.
AUGUGCAUGAAGACCGAGUGCCCGACCUGCCAGAAGCCCACGUGGAGGGGCUGCGGCAUGCACAUUGAGAGCGCGCUGAACGGCGUGAAGGAGGAAGACCGCUGCCCCAACUGGAAGACCGGCAAGCACUACCUGCCCGGCCAGGAGCCGCAGAGCUGGUGCACCGUGCAGUAA